AUGCCAAAGAUGACCAAUUCCGAUCGAAUCCGCGACCGGCUAUUGAGAACCAGAGCAUUCGGGGCUGAAUCGUCAAACCGCAACAUAGAAGAAGAUAUUGAUACAGCUAGCGAAGCUGAUGAAACGCUCAAAAACAUCGUUUCCAAGCGGAUGUACUCAAAUGAUGAUGGUUUCUUCAUGGAGAGGGCCAGGCGGAACAGCCAAACAGCGGUCGGCCCUAUAGUGAAACUACCUCCAGAGUUACUGUUGCUGGUUUUCUCACAUGUCACGUCAAAAUCCGACCUUCUGUCUUUGGCACUGACUUGCAAGGCGUGGGCCGAGCUGACGAUCCAGCUAAUUUGGUUUCGUCCUAGCAUCACCAGCGAGGCGAUCUUCAGGAAGAUUGGGCGGGUAAUGCAGAUGCCAGUCCAGGAAGCUAGCUGGAACUACCGCCUCUAUGUUAAGAGACUCAAUUUGUCUGUGAUACCCAAUCUUGUCACAAACGACUUCCUGGGGAUGUUCAACCAUUCGAAGAAUUUGGAGAGACUGACUCUGGUUAACUGUGAUAAGCUCCAUUCUUCGUCUAUAGCUUCUGUUUUGACAGGUUGUUCCAGGCUACAGAGUUUGGAUGUUUCGGGUGUGAAGGAUGUCUCUGAUGAUCUUUACCAAGCCCUGGCUUUGAACUGCCCUCGGCUACAAGGCCUGUAUGCACCAAACUCCGACUCCGUUAGCAAAGAGGCAGUUUUGGCAUUGGUCAGAAAUUGUCCCCUGCUAAAGAGGCUGAAACUGUCUGAGUGUAGCGAGAUCGACGAUGAAGUUAUUAUGGAACUCAUCAAGUGCUGUCCAAAUAUAGUGGAGCUUGAACUUCACGGAUGCAACUUGGUGACCAACGAGUCUCUGGUGUUGAUGUUUGAAGAGUUGGAGUAUUUACGCGAGUUCAAGAUAUCGCGAAACUCAAACGUGACGGACGCGUGUUUCGAUACUGCAUCCGGAGAGCUUUCGCUGGACAGAUUGCGAAUCCUGGAUUUCACAUCAUGUGAAAACAUUACAGACAAAGCCAUCGAGAAGCUAGUGAAGUACGCUCCUAGACUCAGAAACGUUGUGUUGUCUAAGUGUGUGAUGAUAACCGACUCAGCGCUACGCUCGCUUGCACAGCUAGGCAAGAAUUUACACUAUGUCCAUCUUGGUCAUUGCAGCAACAUCACGGAUUAUGGCGCUAUUCAUCUAAUAAAGAGUUGUCACCGUUUGCAAUAUCUUGAUUUUGCGUGUUGCGUACAACUCACCGACGAGACUUUGAUCGAACUGGCUCAGCUUUCCAGAUUGAGAAGAAUAGGAUUGGUGAAAUGCGGAAACAUAACAGACGAAGGCAUUCUGGCUUUGGCAAAUCACGGCAGAAGCAACGACGAUUCGCUGGAACGUGUUCACCUAUCGUACUGCACUGGAAUCAACAUUUACCCAAUAUACAAACUGCUGACAUCGUGCCCAAAGCUUACUCAUCUUUCGCUGACUGGUGUGUUUGCCUUUCUCAGACCGGACAUCAUGAAGUUCUGCCGCGACCCUCCGGCAGACUUCUCGCCUCAUCAAAAGUCUUCAUUCUGUGUUUUCAGUGGGGAAGGAGUCGCAUUGCUAAGGAGAUAUCUAUCGCAGUUGAUGUGCAGACAGGUUGUCUUUGUGGAUUCGAGUGGCCAGCCGUACCAGAAUAACCACAAUCUUCCUCGCCUUCACUCGGAACUUGGCUGGAUGCUAUCUAACGCUCCAAUGAUGCCACCUGCAGUGGCAGAUGACGCAAGCGACGAGGACAGACAGAACGCAUCAAACACAAUUCUAUACCACGCUUUCCGUGACCGCGACAUGGUAACAGCCGGACCGGGUGGUCCACCACCAAACAGAGAACUGCGAGCCAUUACGGUGAGAGCCAGAGGAAUGCCGGUGUUGAACAUGCCCAGAACCGGAGUACGUCCUGAAAUGCCCAUGGAUGUUGAUGAUGUGGAUGGGGACGAGCUAAUGGAAGAGUAA
Molecule: messenger RNA, 1995 nt
Organism: Kuraishia capsulata CBS 1993
Lineage: Eukaryota; Fungi; Ascomycota; Pichiomycetes; Pichiales; Pichiaceae
Exons: 1
Coding region: 1-1995 (664 amino acids)
Biological process (GO): SCF-dependent proteasomal ubiquitin-dependent protein catabolic process
Cellular component (GO): SCF ubiquitin ligase complex
Molecular function (GO): protein binding
Source: RefSeq, a predicted model, not a curated record